Messenger RNA from Ylistrum balloti, 2688 nucleotides. RefSeq names its product GRAM domain-containing protein 4-like. The transcript is spliced from 18 exons. Lineage: Eukaryota; Metazoa; Mollusca; Bivalvia; Pectinida; Pectinidae. Gene Ontology annotation, biological process: negative regulation of toll-like receptor 9 signaling pathway; apoptotic process. The coding region runs from base 111 to 1856 and encodes 581 amino acids. The record is from RefSeq and is a predicted model, not a curated record.
ACGCUCGUAUUGUUUACACUCGGGUGAGAAACUUCUGAUUUCCAGAUGUGUUUUGUGUUCUAUGGAGGACUCGAAUAGUUUGAUCCAUUGAGUAUAUAUAGUCAUUUGAGAUGUCUGCCAACGGGAAGGUAAAGAAACCUGGACUAGCAGGUUCCAGCGGGGAUGGAGAACCGGACUUAGCUGUGUUUGAAAGUCAGCUGAUCACACUUCAGGAACAGCUGGUAGCAGUGAUGAUUGAAAAUCAGGAAUUACAAUCCAAACUACGGGAAUAUGAUGACACAACGUCAAUGCAGAAGCUUCGACUAGAGAUCGACAUUGAAAGGAAGCGUUAUAGAGAAUUGGAGAACAGAUACUCUUCCCUCGUGACGAAAUCAGCCAGAGACCACCAGAUAUAUCGGCAACGUACCGGAAGUGGAACUGAAAACAUUUCUAGACCGGCACUAGAAAUAGCCGAAGAUGCGUCAAAAGUCGCAGAAAAAGAAGAAAUCGAAAACUUUAAUCAGCGAAGGCAAAAGUUCCUGCCUGGUGCCGUGGACAGGAUGUGGACUCGGUUGGUACGAUUUAGUUAUGAGACAAUGGAUGACUUCACAGAGGACAUGCCAGGAGGCAAGGAGGAAGAACAAUCAGAUGGAGACCCCCUCACUGUGAAAACUUUGAAAGAAAACAUCAACAGAUUUGGUAUCGCACUGAAGCCUUACAUAAGUACUGUAAAAGGCGUGAACAACUUGUUGACGUGGAAGUCGCCAUCUUACACAGUACUCGUAUUUCUGAUAUAUAUGUACACCGUUUGGAAAGGCUGGUUUCUCCCUGUUGUCGUCAUCAUGCUCCUUGCCAGACUUUUCAUCACAUAUCUACAGCAUCAUGGCUUCAAAAUAGAGUUUACUUACUUUGAUCCCGGCACAGAAUCUGAAAAGCCUGAAGAGAGUUUGGGGAUAUCGGACAAGUUUAAUCUAGUGUUACAAGUAGCGAGGAAAGUUCAGAAUGGUCUUAAAGGCGCUGCUGAUAGCCUUGAAAAAAUCAAAAGUUUAUUGACUUGGCGACACCAAGCCACACGACAAUUGUUCUUUGGACUGACGUUUGUCUUCAUCAUGUCUUGUUUCGUGCCGUCAAUGCAUCUGUUAAGAUUAGGAGGUCUGAUGUUUGGAGUGAAGGUAUUUAUUAUCAACUACUUCUACAAUAAAUAUCCACGACUACAGCGAAAGUAUGACUCUGCCCACAAGACGUGGAUGUCUCUGCCAACGGAUGUGGAAUAUCAACAGGAAUGUAUGAAGACGGAGUUGAACAAAUACGUGUUUGUUGAAACCAGGGAGGAGUUAGAUGAAUGUAGUACAGAAGUUAUUUCUAACCAAGACAAACAAUUCUGUGAAUUGUUUUCACUCCCUCCGGCAGAGUCCCCUUUAUCAGGCUGGAAAGGUGGUCGACGUUGCACGCUGAUAAAUAAAGAAAAGGCUUUUGCAGCAGGAUUCAAGAAUGGCAAGAUAUAUCUCACGAAAAGUUUUGUCUGUUUUGAAAGAAAAACAUCACCGUCGCCAAAAAAUAUUGUAAUUCCGUUAACAGAUAUUGUCAAGUUCCAAAAGUGUAAGCCAUACGGUUUACUUCCAGGAAAUGGAAUGGCAUUGGAAAUAGUGGUAACAGGAAAUAAGACAUUUGUCUUCGGAGGUAUCCUGAACAGGGAUGAAGCUUAUGACCACAUCGUAGAAAUAGGACUAGAAAAUAUGUUACCGUGGGCCACUGGUGAGACGUUAUCAGUACAGCAAGAGGAUAUAGGGGCAUCGUCAACCACUCUAAGGAAAAGAAACAGUGGGCAAAAGUUCCGGAAUUUCAGUUUGGCGUCAGAAUAUAAUGACUCGGAUUAACGUUGAAAGUGAAAUACAGAGACAUGUACUGUACGUGUUAACGGAUAUUGUUUACUAAAAAGUUUCGUUUUUCAGUAGAUUUGUAUUUUUUUAGUUUCAAUAAUCAACCUGCAAAAAUUGUCUUUACUGUGUUAGUUGUACAUGAAGUGAAGUGUUAGCAUUUCAAAUCAGUACAGAUAAACGUAUCAUUUUGAUAUUGCUAAUCUUGUGUUUUAUAUAUAAUUCGCACUUGUUUUUGUUUACUUUAGAUAUAUGCAUAUUUAGCAUUUUACAUCAGUUUUCUUUUCAUAUAAAUUACCUGAAAAGUGUUUUAGAUUUUUUUAUUUACACAACUUCUGGAAGACUAGAAUGAAAAUAUCUUAACUGUUCCGCAUAUGUGAGAAAUCAUUGAAUUUCCAUUUACAUGACGUCAAAGCAGAGAUGUAGCCUGACUGUGUUUCAUAUUUACGGCGGAAAUUCGUGAUUAAAGCGUAACAAAUUAAGAUUUAAUGGCGACGCGUACAGACAGCAGCAUCGGUUUUAAUAAUCUAGAGAGACUACUGGCAAAUGUAUAGCGCUAUUUCUAUAAAUCUACCUUCAUUUUUAUAUUUACAGAACGUUUUGUCGUAAUAUUUACAAGAAAAUGUCAGAUUUCUUACUUAUUCCUUUCAUCACCGUACAUAUAUCAAUUGGCAGCGAAACGAAGUUCAAUUUAAUUACGAAGAUUGAUAAUGUCAUUGAAACAUAACUUUCAUUUACAUUGUAUGAUACAGGCAAAUUAAACCCAUAACAUAAAUUAUUCUGUUACAUUUGUAUUUUUGGAACCUUUUCAAUAAAAUGCCUUUUUUCUGUU